Molecule: messenger RNA, 1590 nt
Organism: Drepanopeziza brunnea f. sp. 'multigermtubi' MB_m1
Lineage: Eukaryota; Fungi; Ascomycota; Leotiomycetes; Helotiales; Drepanopezizaceae
Source: RefSeq, a predicted model, not a curated record
AUGUCCAAGAAGAUCCCUGCAUCGGAGGCCGGGGCGCUACUCGUACAGUACACACUCACUUAUUCCGGAAAGAUAUUCUACGCAAAUUCCCAGAACCCACGACAUUCCAACUCCCGGCUUCGAAAGCCAGCAAACACACAUGCCGUCAAUACAGACUGGCUACGCGCCAAACCUGGGCAUAUUUCUGAAGUCGCUCAAGGCGUCGUCGCUGGAGUCCUCCAUCGAGAACUUGAUUUCGUGCGUCCUCCUACCCCCCCAACAUGGACGCGAUUUGCAGCUAAUAUUCGUAGGCUUCUCAAAAGAAGACAGAUCAAGAACUCCAGGCCGUGCGCAAUAGCGACAGCUCAUCUGCUGCUUCGCGUCGUCGCAAAACAUAAAUGGGUAGAUAUCGGAAAACUGUUGGUGCGCAUCCAAGAGGUUGGACAACGUCUAAUCGAAGCGCAACCCCGAGAAAUGGUCGUAGGGAACAUAGUCCAACGAGUCUUGGGAAUGAUUAGGGACGAGGCGAAAGAGGAUCGAACCGAAGAUGGUAGCGAUUCGGCAUCGAAUUUAGGCUCUCCACGGGAAGAAAAGAGCAGCUUAUCGGAAUUGGCGGAUUCAAAUAGAGACGACUUAUUUGGCAGCAGAUCUGUAGCAGCACCUAGGCCUCCUUUGACGACUUCCCAUCAAUCAUAUGCGGUCCUGAAUGGCAUCCAGGUCGCGCAGUCGAUGUUUAACCUUCUGUCGGCUACUGCAUCACCAACAUCCACUCCGACAGGACUGUGUUCACCGAAUGGAAAGACUUCUUUCAACGCUUCUUCUCUGUCACAGCGAAUUACCACUACUACGAAGGAUUUGAAGGCAGAGGUCGUCAGUGGGAUCGAAGAGAUCAUUGAUGAGCUAGACCAGGUAGACGACCAAAUCGCGGCCUAUGCGCAGGAGCAUAUCCAUUCAAACGAAGUUAUCCUUACACACUCGUCUUCACUCAGUGUGCAAAAAUUCCUACUCAAGGCAGCGGAGAAGCGCAAGUUCACCGUCAUAAUUGCGGAGUCCUACCCAAAUGACCACGAGGGUACUCAUUCUGCAGUAAUUGGAAAGCUCAGACAGGAUGAAGACGGAGAUGAAAUGAGGCCAGACACUUUCUUGAAACCACUGUCUGCUGCAGGAAUUACGGUAAUCCUUAUUACUGAUGCUUCGAUUUUCGCUAUCAUGUCCCGGGUCAACAAGGUCAUCCUGGCUACGCACGCUGUCAUUGCAAACGGGGGUUUGAUAGCUGCUGCUGGCGCACGUAUCAUCGCGAAGGCUGCUAGGGUACACCGGACACCGGUCAUCGUUGUUAGCGGAGUUUAUAAGCUCAGUCCGGAGUAUCCAUUCGAAUUUGAAUCUCUCAUCGAGUAUGGAAACCCAGGAAGCAUUGUCGGAUACGACAAUGGAACUUUGGUGGAGAACCUGGAGGUCGACAAUCCAGUGUAUGACUAUGUACCUCCCGAUCUGGUAGAUCUGUACAUUACCAACCUAGGCGCACAUGCUCCAUCAUACCUUUACAGGAUUGUCGCCGACCACUACAAGACAGAAGAUAUCAACUUCCACAAGCCUGAAUUACAGUUUUGA